Molecule: messenger RNA, 1363 nt
Organism: Drosophila guanche
Lineage: Eukaryota; Metazoa; Arthropoda; Insecta; Diptera; Drosophilidae
Product: probable basic-leucine zipper transcription factor O
Exons: 4
Cellular component (GO): extracellular region
Molecular function (GO): chitin binding
Source: RefSeq, a predicted model, not a curated record
AACGCGGCAACACGUGCACCCUCAGACACGCUCUCUCUGCUCCUCCAGUUUAAAGUUUUUGAAAAAACCCCCAAAUACAAAAACCCGAAAAAUCACAGACAUCAUGGAGGCAGCAGCGAACAAAUCACCGCAGCACAGAGAGGGACAUGGGCAAUGGAGCCUCUUCUCUCGCUCCAGCAACAUCUCCACGUACCUCGGCCUGCUGAUGAUCGUGUUCGGAGUACUCUCGAUGCUGCUCGCAGGGAACUGUGUCAAUGGGCAAAUCGAUGGCUACAUUGCGGGUGAGGACUAUCCUGCGUACGAUGCGGUGCCCAAGGGUUUGGCCUUCAAUUGCCAGGGACGACAGCCAGGCUACUAUGCGGACACAGAGACGCGUUGUCAGGUCUGGCACUGGUGUCUCCACUCUGGCCAUCAAUACUCCUUCCUCUGCCCCAAUGGCACUGUCUUCAAUCAGGCUGUUCGUGUGUGCGAUUGGUGGUCGAAUGUCAACUGCGCCAGCUCCGAGCAGCUCUACCAGAACAACGAUGAACUCUAUCGCAUUCCAGAGCGCAAUCAGCAGCAGCAGCAGCAGCAGCAGCAGCAGCAGCAGAACGAUGUAUGAUAUGAGGCCGAUGAUGAGUAUAAGAUUGGGACAGCAAAUGGAACCAGAGAGCGAGGCGGCAGACAGCGGCAAUUUCAGCAAGCACAGAGCAAUGGCAGCACUAGCAGCAGCAGCAGAAACAAUAAUAGAAUCCUAGAUAGCAGCGACUAUAAUAAAAUGACCAAAAAUAGUUUUAGAGGUAGCAUGAGAUACAGUACCAAUCCUCAAUCAAUAUACUCAUCAUCACAGCAGCAGCAGCAGCAGCAGAAGCAACAGCAACAUAAUUCUAGUAAAAGUAGCAAUAAGCAGAAAAAUAGAAUUAACCAACAGAGUAGAGUAGAGAGCAACCAAACUAGAUCUAGGAAUCGCACACAACACAGCAACAACAAUCAGCGAAGAAAAAACAACAACAGCAACCAGAAAAAGAAGAACAACAGCAGCAACAACAGCAACAGCAAUCCACGUGGAAUGCAACGCUACAGCGCAAAUCAAUUUGAAAACGAUGCCGAACUCAAGGAUUACAAGAGUAAAAUCAAAAAUAAAUACAACAUCGACUAUGAUCAUUCUUUGGAUGAAGAAUAUGAAAUAAUCGAAGCCAUUGAAUGAACUGGCGGCUGCUGUUCUCAUUGUUUAAUCCAUCAAAUUAAACAAUCAAUGAAACCAAAAUUGGCGCCAACUUUGUGACCUCUGCUUUGGACUCUGUUCAAAUGUAUCCCAAAAUUAUCUUUUGUACAUAUAUAAAACACACAUCCCUAUCAUUGUUAAAUACAAAUCACAUUUCAU